GACACACUUUAAAUCCCACGGGAGCGUGCGCGUGCGAGCGAGGAGCCAGGCGAUUUCAACUAUCCGCCUGUAGUGAAGGGUCAAGAUACAGCAAUUUUCGGAGUCUCGACCGUAGUAGUCGUUGUCAAUAAAAAAAAGCCAGAAGCUAUAAUUUGAUUUGGAAUCCUUUUUCCCCAUCAUAUCAUCGCCGACCAACGCGACAACCAUUCUUCAAGAUGCCUGGCGCAAGCGUGGCCGUUUUACCCACGUCCGCCUCAUCGACUCCGGUCCCCCGAAAAACCUCACUCGCGCAACCGGAACGCAAGUACAAGUGCCAGUUCUGCAAUCGGGCAUUUAGUAGGAGUGAACAUCGAAGCAGACAUGAAAGGUCGCACACAAAGGAGAGGCCUUUCAAGUGUAUGAAGUGUAGGAGUACUUUUGUGCGACGCGACCUUCUUCUCCGACACGAUCGAACCGUUCAUGCUAAGGAUGGUGGAGUUCCUCUUCACAGCGAUGGGAAACGUCGUGCUGGCGCCAAUGGCGUGUCCAAGUCACGAGCCGUCAACGGUCCGAAUAAGUCUUCCAUUGCUAUCGACACCUCGACUCUUAGUGAACAAAUUGAGGCUAGUAGUGAAGGAGCUUUUGAUGUCGAACAUGCUGCUAUGCUAGUCGCCGAUCUUCACCACAAGGCGAUGAUGCGCGAGAGUGGCAGCCCUUAUGAAUCUGGUCCUUCGAUGUCAUACCCUGCUAACAAUCCACCGAUCAUGGACCCUACUGUGACAUACCCUCCUGCUUCGACUCUGCCUCAGAACGUGACUUGGGAUUCCUUCGCUCCGGCGACAAUGGAUGCUAAGGCGCAUGCUGCUGCUUCGAAUGCAUCGGGUUCGUUCGAGUCUCAACAAUCCUUCGCUAAUGUGAGUGCCAUUCAGGCUCAACCCAACUUCCCUCAGUCACCAUCCGGUCUAAACAGCAACGGCUUUAUGCCCGCGUCUCAAUACGUGAUAACUCCGCUACCCCCUUCCAGUACCAGCCGAGCGGCCUCAAGCGUACCACAGACAAACCAACUUACAAGCACAUACACUAACCCACCUCAGGCGUCGGCGGGUUUCAAUGUUCCUCACGUCAACAAUGAUGAAGAGCGCAAUAUAAUUCUAGAUAAUAUUCGAGCGCACGAUAGCGAACACGCGAUACCGGACGGUUUCCGUGUCCCUAACCUACCCUCCUUGAACCGUUAUCUUUCGACGUAUUUUACGCUCUUUCAUCACCACUUGCCGUUCUUGCAUCCUGCUUCGUUCAACGUCACCCAAGUCUCUCCAGCCUUGUUACUUGCUGUCUUGUCGAUUGGCGCUCUCUACGCUUUUGACCAGGACCAAGCCUACAUGCUGCACAUUGGUUCCAAGGUUCUGGUCAACCAAUUCCUUCAGAACAAGGAGAACUUUAGCUCUCGUAAAUGCCCUCUGUGGACCAUGCAGAGCUCGCUUCUGAACAUGAUUUUCGCCAGUUGGAGUGGUGAUGCGAAGGGAUUGGAGUGGGCCUGCUCUAUCAAGAGUUUGCUUGCCAACAUGGUCGCUGGUAACCGAUACGAGCUGAAGCUUCGACAAGACAGCCGCGAAGGCGCGCAACCCAGGCGCGAUGAGUGGAUUGAGGAUGAAGGAUGCCGCCGCACAUACUACGCCGUAUACAUCUUCUUCGGCUUGCUCACGAUGACUUACAAUCAUACACCCGCCAUUAGCUUUAACGAGUUUGAGGACCUUCAGCUGCCUUCCCAAGAGGCACUUUGGAACUCCAAGGUCACAGAUGAAGCCGUUUGGCAAGAGCAAUUGAAGGCAUCUCCCGCAAUCACGUUCAUGGUUGCUCACGACAAUCUCUUCCAAGGUGAAACACUCAAGUACAGUGCUUUCGCGACACGUGUUAUGAUCAAUGCAUUGUUUUUGGAAGUUUGGUAUCACAAGCGUAGCCCCGAGGCUUUGCAAGAUGUGGUAACUGAGUACAAGCUUCGAUUGGCUCUAGAGACAUGGGAGAAAUCUUUGGAUCUCUGCGAGCCCGAGGCUGAUACAGUACCCCUCAGCGCACCUCACAAGGGUCACCCUCUGAUCUUCAACGCCAAGGCAAUGUUCCGUAAUGCGCGAGCCCGCCUCGAAGUCGAUCUCAAGACUGUCCAAGAAGCCCUUCGGUAUCAUGAUCAUUACGAAGUCGCUGCCGCUAUGUCUAACGCACGCGAUAGGGUUAAGCGCUCUAGUGAAAUGAUUAAGGUAAUUGAAGAGUGCUACAACUGCAUCGAAACUGCUGUUCGUCAAGGUGUACGCUGGGUUGCCCGAACCUCGCCGACUAACUGGAGCAUCGAACAUCCCCUCUGUGGUAUGGAUCUCAUGAUCACCCUCACUCUAUGGCUAUAUCGUCUGGAACAUGACGAAGAAGCUGCCUCGGAGGAGGAAAUGGCCAUGUAUCUAAAGGUGCGCCUGCUUUUCGACAAGGAUGCGGAGGGUACCACGAACACGCAGCAACUAAGCUCGAUGGUGGCUCAUCUCUGGGGAUCUAUGCUUGAUGAAGUCGUCGUUUGGGGCAUCACCAGACUUAUGGGCGAAGCUUUCAGACUUCACUCUCAAGCCCUAGUUGGCUACGUUGACGAUGUUGAGGCGUCAUCCAACGUCUCGACGCCCUCUAUGAUUUCACAAGGGGGUGACGAGGAGAGUGUGUAUUAAAUACCGUUUACGAGAUCCACGAUUUUCUUUGUCUUUCCUGAACUAAUGGGGGCCGGGAUGGGAGAGUUCGCGGCAUAUACCUCCUACGUUCGUGCUUUUUAUAUUUCCUCGAUUUUUCCUCGUCAU
This is a messenger RNA of Hypoxylon trugodes, 2807 nucleotides long. Its product is annotated as fungal-specific transcription factor domain-containing protein. Gene Ontology annotation, molecular function: zinc ion binding; DNA-binding transcription factor activity, RNA polymerase II-specific; RNA polymerase II cis-regulatory region sequence-specific DNA binding. The transcript is spliced from 3 exons. The coding region runs from base 216 to 2681 and encodes 821 amino acids. The record is from RefSeq and is a predicted model, not a curated record. Gene Ontology annotation, cellular component: chromatin. Lineage: Eukaryota; Fungi; Ascomycota; Sordariomycetes; Xylariales; Hypoxylaceae. Gene Ontology annotation, biological process: regulation of transcription by RNA polymerase II; DNA-templated transcription.